This is a messenger RNA of Gadus chalcogrammus (walleye pollock), 1165 nucleotides long. Its product is annotated as BOLA class I histocompatibility antigen, alpha chain BL3-7-like. The transcript is spliced from 3 exons. Gene Ontology annotation, biological process: immune response. Bases 1 to 441 code for a protein of 146 amino acids. Gene Ontology annotation, cellular component: external side of plasma membrane. The record is from RefSeq and is a predicted model, not a curated record. Lineage: Eukaryota; Metazoa; Chordata; Actinopteri; Gadiformes; Gadidae.
AUGAGUCCGCGGGUGUCUCUGCUCCAGAGGACCCCCUCCUCCCCAGUGGUGUGCCAUGCUACAGGCUUCUACCCUGACAGGGUGGUGGUGUUCUGGAGGAGAGACGGCCAGGAGCUCCAUGAGCAGGUGGACCCCGGGGAGGUCCUCCCCAACCACGACGGGACCUUCCAGGUCAGCGUGGCCCUGGACCCCACGGCCGUCCCACAGGAGGACUGGGGGAGGUACGAGUGUGUGGUCCAGCUGAAAGGCAUCGAGGACAUCCCCACCCCCCUGGACCCCGCCCUCAUCAGGACCAACUGGGGGAAGACUGGGAGGGACGGAGGGCUCCCGGGGCCCUUCCUCAUCGCUGGCUCUGUGGCGGGGGCCCUCCUCCUGGUUGGAGCUCUGGUCCUGGCAGGAGUCUGUUGGUACAGGAAGAGGAACGGCGAGGAAUAUAUAUAGUACUUCAUCACAGUAAUAUGUUUUGUACUUUAUCACAGUGAUAGUAAUAUUAUAACAGUACCUAUUCAUCAGUCAUAGUAAUAUUAUAACAGUAUUCAUCAGUGAUAGUAAUAUCGUGAAAGCCCUAUCAUGCUGUGGGCUCAUGAUGAGGUAGUGAGCAGUGAGGUGCUGAUAGAUGGUUGGAGCUGACCUGUGCUCCCCUGGUGUUUAGAGCUGAAUGAUGAAGAGGCUUCUCGUUGGAGGAUUGAUCAUCAUUCAUAAUCCUGACCAUCAGGCGUGGGGCUCAGAUCGCCUCAGACUCAACGACAACACUCUGACUCCCUUUGAUCUGGAAAACAACAAUUAAUCCCUAAGAAAGCUUAAAUAAAUGAAAUCAUUAUCUACUCUUAUUACAGUAUAACUAAGUGAUUAUUACCAACUAAAAUCACUGUCAUAUUCCAUUAAGUUGUGCAUUUGAUAAUUUGAUGAGUCAUUGGUUGACUCGCCGAUCUGUAACUGAUUCUUUGAAACCAUGGCAACAUGAUCUCCCUCAUGAGCGGCCAUCUUAGUUAGGAUGCGGUUGCUCACCGCAUAACGUUGGUUUAACGUGUGGGUUUAUAAUGUUUAAGAUGUUUAAUAUGAUAUUAUUAGGAUUAUUAAGGGGCCGUAAUCCAGACCGUUGAUUCAGACUGUCCUUGGCCCUAAUUAAUCCUUCUUUAUUACUAUAUAUAUAUAUAUAUAUAUA